AGGACGGAGUUCAUUAUUCUCCAAACAGUGUCUCUCUGUUCUCCAGGAUGGGUUUCGGCAGCAGUGGUGAACGGAUAGACAGGUCAGAGGUCAGCUUCUGCUCGGGCUCAUGUCACGCUGAGCACAUCCUGCAGGUUCUGAACUCCUACAGACGCAGCGGCUCCUUCACUGAUGUGGUUCUGCAGGUGGGCGGCUGUGAGUUCCCCUGUCACCGUGCCACGCUCUGUGCCAGCAGCGGCUUCUUUCGGACUAUGUUCAGCAGCCGCUUCACGGAGAGCCGACAGGCCGCGGUCACCCUGCAGGACGUCUCCAGAGCCGCCAUGGAGAAACUGCUGGACUUCAUGUAUGAGGGCAGACUGACGCUGGACGAGGAGAAUGUGCAGAGCAUCUUCCAGGCAGCGGAUCGUCUGGACGUGCCGGUGUUGUAUAAAGCGUGUGUUCAGUUCCUGCAGGAGCGCGUCAGCCACUGCAACUGUCUGGGCCUGAUGUCGUUCGCCCACGCGUACAGUCUGCAGCCGCUGCAGGAGCAGUGUGAGACGCUGCUGUACCAGGACCUCCAGCAGGUCCUGCGGCACCCUGAGUUCCUGCAGCUGGAGAAGCAGCAGGUGUUGGAUCUGCUGCGCUGCGAGCGGCUGCAGGUGCGGGAGGAGGUGCUGGUGGAGGCGGCGCUGUGCUGGGUGCACCAUCAGCCGGCCCAGAGGAGCGCACACCUGCGGGAGCUGCUGGAGCCCCUGCGCCUGCCUCUGCUGGACCAGGCCUUCUUCUGCGGGACGCUGGAGGCAGACGAGCUGGUGCGGGACCGGCCCGAGCUCAGAGACCUGCUGCAGGAGGCGCGCCUGUACCACGCUUACGGCCGAGAGGUGCAGUCCCAGCGCACCACACCCCGACCGUGCUCCGGCUGGGCAGAGAUGAUCUUCGUGUUCGGUGGCUGUGAUAAGAGCGGUUUCUCCAGACUCUCCUUCAUGGAGAAGCUGAAUGUGUGUUCAGGACAGUGGCAGGGGGCCGCCGCCGUGCCCGGAUACUGCAAAUCUGAGUUUGCUGCCUGUGAACUGCAGAACGACAUCUAUCUGUCAGGUGGUCAGCUGAACAGUGCAGACGUCUGGCGCUUCAUGUCGUCUCUGGGUCAGUGGGUGCGUGUGUGUUCGCUCAGCCGCGGCCGCUGGAAGCACAAGAUGGUGUCGCUAUGUGGGAAGCUGUAUGUGGUGGGUGGUUAUAACGGUCGUGAGUGUGUGUCCACCGUGGAGCGCUACAGUCCUCAUGAGAACAGCUGGACCAGUGUGUCGGAGCUCCCGUUGCCCGUCAGUUCAGCUGCUCUGGCUAGCUGCUGCGGGAAACUCUACGUCAUCGGAGGAGCUGUGAGCGACCACGCAAACACUAACCAGGUGCAGUGUUAUGACCCUCUGACCGACAGCUGGUCAUAUGUGUCUCCGUGUCCGUUCUCUCAGCGCUCCAUCAGUGCGGUCUCGCUCAACGGCUCCGUCUACGUGACUGGAGGAUUGAUGGAGCAGAUCUACUGUUACACACCCAGUAAAGACUGCUGGAGUCCUGCUGCCAAACUGCCUGUCAGACUGGAGGGCUGUGGUCUGACGGUGUGUGCGGGGACGGUUUAUGUGGUCGGUGGUCGUACUGAAAAGGCCACUGCUGUGGAUCAGACAUGGAGUUUUGAUCCGCUCAGUGGUAAAGUGAUGGAGGAGACGUCGCUGACCCGCUGUCUCAGUUAUCACGGCUGCGUGAGCGUCCUGCAGCGACUCUGAACACACAACAAUACUGCAAACACUGAAGCGCUGUUCACUGCUUCAGCACCAUCAUCACACACGCCGCUCUGAAUGCACAUCAUUACAAACAGGGCUGAGGAAGGUUACUUCUGAAAGAAAUGGAUUACAAUAUUGAGUUACUCUCAUAAACAGUAACUAGUUGAGCAUUGAGACUAUAAUCCCCUUAUCUUUUUCUUCAUGUGUACAGAAUAAUCAACGAGUGUGCAGAAAUUUAAUCUUUAUUAAAGCUAAUUAAUUCAAAUGAAAAGUAACUUGCAUUCAAUUUAAGAAGUAACCUAAAUACUAUUUUUUAAAGUAAUCUAUAACUACUCAUUACUUAGAAAAGUAAUAUUAUAACGUAACUCACAUUACUUCUAAUGCAUAAGUCUCAACACUGGUUACAGUCACAUUACUAUUAUUACUAAAGUCAUGUGGUGAUUAAUCUGUACAAUCAGUCAACGGCUGCAUUUAUCCUCUAUAACCUCACUGCGGGAAAUCCCCAAAGCAAAUGUGAAUCAUUUUAUACUGUGAAGAUGCUUUUAUCAGUUUGUUCAUGUGUUUAAAUAUUAUAUUGUGUUACUUGAGUCUUGAAGAACUGCUGUAUUAUAAUAAUAAUAUUAUACGUGCUGCACACAUCAUGUCAAACAGAAUCUGUCAUGAGCUCUGAUUAGGAGUGUCUCUGAAUUAAGACUGAAGAUGCUUCAUGAACGUUCUUGUUUGUCUUGAUGAAAAUAAUAAUAAUGUAUUAAUACAAUGUUCAAAAACGACUAGAAUAAAAAUAAAAGAC
Danio aesculapii is the source of this 2541-nucleotide messenger RNA. RefSeq names its product kelch-like family member 35 (gene klhl35). The record is from RefSeq and is a predicted model, not a curated record. The coding region runs from base 48 to 1754 and encodes 568 amino acids. The transcript has 8 exons. Gene Ontology annotation, molecular function: protein binding. Lineage: Eukaryota; Metazoa; Chordata; Actinopteri; Cypriniformes; Danionidae.